UUUAUCAUUGCAACUGAAAGGUCAAAUUGAAAAACAAAUAGCAAGACCUAUUGGUUAAAGGAAAGCUAUAGAUCCUGAGGAUGCUGAAAAUUACUUGGAAAGUUAACAGAAAAAGUUAUGUUGUAGAUACCAAUCACAGGUUUGAAAAUAGGAGGUCUGUUUUUCUUGUUAGUAUGAUAAAGCUUUGUUUUAUAGCUAAGUUCAAAAUGAAAUGUCACAUGUUCUGUUUUUCUUUGUCCACCCUCCACGGAGUCUCCUUCCUUCCCAGUAUUGAUGAUGAGAAAUAUCUUGUAUAGUACAGAUUUCCAUGCAGGAGAAUCUGAAUGCCCUCCAAAGUAUAUUUAUACAGAUUCACUCAACUAUAACUCACUCAGAGUCAGAAAGCGUGACAGCCAGAGGGACAAGCGGCAGCCAAGGUAGAGAGAGGAGAUGCGUGAUAAAAUGAGGAAGUGGAGGGAAGAAAACUAUCGGAACAGUGAACAGAUAGUGGAAGUUGGAGGAGAAUUAAUUAACGAAUAUGCAUCCAAGCUUGGGGAUGACAUUUGGAUAAUAUAUGAACAAGUGAUGAUUGCUGCUCUGGACUGUAGUCGGGAUGACUUGGCAUUGUUUUGUCUUCAAGAGCUAAGACGACAGUUCCCUGGAAGCCACAGAGUUAAGCGAUUAACUGGCAUGCGAUUUGAAUACAUGGAAAGGUAUGAUGAUGCCAUCCAGCUAUAUGACAGAAUUUUACAAGAAGAUUCAACCAAUACAGCAACAAGAAAGCGUAAGAUUGCCAUUCGAAAAGCCCAGGGGAAAAAUGUUGAGGCCAUCCGAGAGCUGAAUGAGUAUCUGGAACAAUUUGUUGGGGACCAAGAAGCUUGGCAUGAACUUGCAGAACUUUACAUCAAUGAACAUGAUUUGUUUCUGUUUUUGAUGUUCCUCAGCUAUGCAAAGGCGGCCUUCUGUUUGGAGGAGCUUAUGAUGACUAAUCCACACAACCACUUAUAUUGUCAGCAAUUUGCUGAAGUUAAAUAUACCCAAGGUGGGCUUGAGAACCUUGAACUAGCAAGAAAGUAUUUUGCGCAAGCGUUGAAACUGAAUAACAGAAACAUGAGAGCUUUAUUUGGACUAUAUAUGUCUGCGAGCCAUAUUGCUUCUAAUCCCAAAGCAAGCGCAAAAAUGAAAAAGGACAAUAUGAAGUAUGCCACUUGGGCAGCUAACCAAAUCAAUAGAGCUUACCAGUUUGCAGGUCGAAGUAAGAAAGAGACUAAGUACUCUCUGAAGGCAGUAGAAGACAUGUUGGAAACCCUGCAAAUCACUCAAUCUUAGGGUAUCAGAAAGAGAUGUAAUAUUAGAUUUUACAACUCUGUUUUAACCUUCAAUGACUUAUGAGUUGUGUUACUUUAAAUGUCUAAUUCCAAUGUUAAUUAGUAUAAAAUAAUGUUUUAUAGAAAUUGAAAUGUCUAUUUAUUUCUGUUGUGAAGAAGACAUGAUGAAAACUCACUGAAAUGUAUAACUUAUCCCAGGAAAUGUAUAACUUAUCCCAGGCAGACAAUAAAGAAAUUAAAUGUAUUAGAUCCUAUAUGUAUAGUAACUGCUUUUUAAGCCAUAACAUGAUAUAGAAAUAAAUUCAUUAAAUGAUAACGUACAGUGA
Pelodiscus sinensis (Chinese soft-shelled turtle) is the source of this 1633-nucleotide messenger RNA. The record is from RefSeq and is a predicted model, not a curated record. Lineage: Eukaryota; Metazoa; Chordata; Testudines; Trionychidae.